Messenger RNA from Pestalotiopsis fici W106-1, 717 nucleotides. RefSeq lists its product as uncharacterized. The record is from RefSeq and is a predicted model, not a curated record. Bases 1 to 717 code for a protein of 238 amino acids. Lineage: Eukaryota; Fungi; Ascomycota; Sordariomycetes; Amphisphaeriales; Sporocadaceae. The transcript is spliced from 3 exons.
AUGCAGACUUACGCAAAGCUACUUUCCUUUACCAGCCUUCUGGCUCUGGUGAGCGGACACGCUCAGAUCCUGUCUGCCGUUGGCGAGUCGGGUACCGCUGUGGGCUUUGAUGUUGAUACCUCCUUGGCGAGAAACUGCACAACCAUCAACCCGUGCCAGCUGGACGCUACCAUUAUCCGCGACGCCGAGAUCAAUGCCAACAUUGUCGGCGUCUGCGGACGGACAGAGCAAAACGCCAAUAUUGAUGUCGCCCAACGCGAGGAGGAUGCCAUCAGCGCCAACGCCGUGACGCAGAUCCAGGCCGGCACCAAGGUUGCCGUCACCUUGCACCAGGUCAACGCCGACGGUGCCGGUCCUUUUGCCUGUGACCUCGUCUCGGCCGACAACGGUGUCAUUGCCAGCAACCUGACGGUUGAGAACAACGUUCCUGGCGCCAACGGCUUUUCCCAGGCCAAGGCUGUUGACUUUAACAUGACGGUCAUCAUGCCCGACACCAUCACUGGCUGCACUGACUCUACUCAGGGCAAUGUCUGCGCCGUCCGCUGCCGCAACAACGCACAAGCUGGUCCAUUCGGUGGCUGCUUCGCCGUCCAGAACACCGACGCCGCUGCCACAGCUUCCAGCGGUAGCAACAGCAAGAGCAGCAAGAGCGCAAGCGCCAAGAGCUCAAAGAACAGCAACAACAACAAGAAACGAUCGAUGAGAUUCUUCAGCUAG